AUGCGUGCCGAUUUCCGGAGCCAGUUCGGCCCGAACACCGAUCGAAACCGUGUCUCGUCCUACGAUGUACUUCCGGCCGUCGACCGAAUUGAUGGCCCAAUGAUCAACUCGAAGUGGACGUACCACUACUCGUCCAACUACAAGGGUAUCACUGUCAAGACGGUGUUCCGCUAUGUGUCCGUUGCUGGCCCCAUUGCCGGUGCUCUCGGCGUCGCCGCGCUCUUCUACGCCUCGGGCAUCCCGCGGGUACAGAAAGACAUCCUCCAGAAGAUCCCUCUGAUCGGCCCCUACUUUGUCAAGACGACGCACCCUGCCGACUCUCCCUUCUAA
Sporothrix brasiliensis 5110 is the source of this 330-nucleotide messenger RNA. RefSeq lists its product as uncharacterized. NCBI's taxonomy places the organism in Eukaryota, Fungi, Ascomycota, Sordariomycetes, Ophiostomatales, Ophiostomataceae. Bases 1 to 330 code for a protein of 109 amino acids. Gene Ontology annotation, biological process: mitochondrial electron transport, ubiquinol to cytochrome c. The transcript has 6 exons. The record is from RefSeq and is a predicted model, not a curated record.